AAGUAUGCGUAGUGGUUUUAUUUGUUAUGAAAUUAGAUCACGAACGUCGAACGUACAUUGAAUGGAUAUUACAAAAAUUCUUAAUCAAAAUAAAAUUUUUGAAUGAACACACUUAUGGCAACUAAAUAAUAAAUAAAAAUGGAAGACGCACCAUUAAAUAAGGCUCAUCAAGAAUAUAGAUUUGCUGAACGUCAUUUACGAUAUCGUCGUUUUGAUGAAGCAAUUAACAGUCAUCAAAAGGCAGCUGCAUAUUUAACAGAAGCUAUGAAAAUAACAACCAGUGCCAAAGCAUAUGAAUCAAUGCAAUGUCAAUACGAUUAUCAUAUCAAACAACAGGAUAUUGUUAAAAUGAAAAAACAGGAAUAUGAAAGUUAUUUAAAGGCAGUUGAAAAUCAUCGAUUAAAGAUUACAAAUAUGUUAUUAAGUAGUGAACUUGAUGGUAAUAAACAUCAAUCUGAUCAUUUACAGGUUGCAAUUUAUAAAACAAUGAAUCAAGCUGACUCAUUGUUAGGACUAUUAAUACAAAAAGACACCGACAAUGAAUCAAAUCAAUCGGUGGAUAACGAUGAAAUCGAUAAUUGUAGUAAUACAAGUACUACGUUAACAAAUAAUGUCGGAACAAAACGUCCAAAAGGUGACGAUACCGUAAUUGAAGAAUUACGUACAUUAAACACUCAAUUACAUUCGUUAGUUUCACAAUUAAUCACUCAAUUGGAAAUCAGUAACAAAGAAGUGGAAUUAUUACGAGAAAAAAUUCGUAUUUUAGAAGAUGAAAAAGCGAAAUCUAAAUCAAAUCAAAAUAAUAAUUUAAAAACGGUUGUGGAUUCAUCAAAUGGCACGUCGCCGUUUAUAUGUUCACCAUGUAGUGAAAUUAGUUCAGAUAUUAAUUCGGUAAUUGAAGAAUUGUCACCGGAAAAACGUGAAACACCACCUUCAUCAAGUGAAAAUCAUUCAAAAACUUAAUAAAUUCAGAGAUUUUAUUUAUAUGCUUUAACGAAAAUCGAAUAAAUUACAAACGUAAUGUACAGUU
Molecule: messenger RNA, 1030 nt
Organism: Chrysoperla carnea
Lineage: Eukaryota; Metazoa; Arthropoda; Insecta; Neuroptera; Chrysopidae
Product: nuclear receptor-binding factor 2-like
Exons: 2
Coding region: 139-963 (274 amino acids)
Biological process (GO): autophagy
Source: RefSeq, a predicted model, not a curated record